Molecule: messenger RNA, 951 nt
Organism: Saccharomycodes ludwigii
Lineage: Eukaryota; Fungi; Ascomycota; Saccharomycetes; Saccharomycodales; Saccharomycodaceae
Gene: YPQ1
Product: cationic amino acid transporter
Exons: 1
Coding region: 1-951 (316 amino acids)
Biological process (GO): basic amino acid transmembrane export from vacuole
Cellular component (GO): fungal-type vacuole membrane
Source: RefSeq, a predicted model, not a curated record
AUGUUAUCUCCCACGCCUAUCGUGCUGAAUGCUCAAACCGUUAGCGGUAUCACCGGUUCCAUUUCUAUUGCAUGCUGGAUCAUUGUUUUCGUUCCCCAAAUUUAUGAAAAUUUUUAUAGAAAAUCUGCCGAUGGCUUAUCAUUAUUAUUUGUUAUAUUAUGGCUAGCAGGCGAUGUUUUUAAUGUUGUCGGUGCAGUAUUGCAACAUUUAUUACCAACUAUGAUCAUAUUAGCUGCCUAUUAUACCGUAGCAGAUAUCAUUUUGUUAAUACAAUGUUUAUUUUACGGCAAUCCAAAUGAAAAAGCUAUCGAUCCAGUUCAUUUGUCUCCAGCUAACCCAAUCAACGAGGCUGUUUUAAACGAUAUUUUCUGUGAAAAUGAACCGCUAUUAGCUGCUUCUGGUUCUCAUCAUCGUGACGAAGAAACACAAGAAGAUGAGGAAAGCUCCAUUGAAAAUUACGAUAUUAAAAGCAAAAAAUUGCACGAUUUAAGAAAACAUGUAUACAACACUUGUAUAGUACUAUGUGUCAUUUUAUGUGGGUUCUUAAUGUGGUACAUCUCUUACUGUAAUAAUCCCGAUAAUGGAGAUGGCGAUGACACACAACCUCCAAUGGAAGACUUGCCACUUAAUGUUUUGGCACAAACCUUCGGUUACAUUAGCGCGGCUCUAUACUUGGGUUCAAGAGUUCCACAGAUCCUAUUAAAUUUUAAGAGAAAAUCUGUUGAAGGGAUUUCCUUUUUAUUUUUUUUGUUUGCGUGUUUGGGGAAUACUACAUUCAUCAUCAGUGUAUUGAGUAUUUCGUUACAUCCUAGAUAUCUAUUAGUUAAUGCUUCCUGGUUAAUUGGUAGUAUAGGUACGCUAAUUAUGGAUUUUAUAAUUUUCAUUCAAUUUUUCACUUAUGGUACCAAAACUGCCGAUCCCUUAUUAGCUAAUGAGGAUAUAUCACAAUGA